This is a messenger RNA of Arctia plantaginis, 744 nucleotides long. The record is from the annotation of a GenBank genome assembly. Lineage: Eukaryota; Metazoa; Arthropoda; Insecta; Lepidoptera; Erebidae.
AUGAGUUUGUGUUUAAGACCUAAGUACUUACGGCCAAAUUUAAUAGGUUCUCUUUUCCGGUAUUCAACUGCAACAACCGAAAUUGCAGAAACAAAUGACCAUGUAUUGAUAGAUGAUUCUGAUGCUGCUCAGGCGAAAGAGGCUGAAAUUGAAAGGAAACGGAAUAUUUCCCGUUUAGCUCCAUCUCAUCAAAAUCUUAUUAGUGGCCGGCGGCCUUAUGAAGAAGCGAAAAGCAUAACACAUCUGACAGUUAAAUACAAUAGAAAAAUGUAUGGAAAGUAUGGGAGUGCUAGUGGUGUAAAUCCAAUUCUGUGCUUCCCAACAAGAAAAGACAUCAGUGAGAGAUUAGAAUAUGAAGCUGUAGCUUACCCAUACAGCAUAAAGCAGAUGAUGGAACAAGCAGCACAAAAAAGGAGAGAAGAAGAAUUGAAAAUAGAGCAGAGGGAUAGAGAAGUGGCUACAAAGCAUGCCAAACUGGAAACCUGGAAGAAGGAGCUCAAUGAUAAAAUAGCAAAGAAGUUAUCUGAAGCAAAUGCAGCCAAGGAAAAGAAAGAAAGACUUGUUGAUGAGGUCAGAAGACACUUUGGUUUUAAGUUGGAUCCUCGAGAUGAGAGGUUCCAAGAAAUGUUGGCAAAGAGAGAGAAAGAGCAAAAGAAGCUAGAGAAAAUGGCAAGGAAGGAGGCUAGAGAAAAGCAGAUGAUUGCCAAAUUACAACAGAAGAAUGUGGGGAUCGGUGAUAAGUGA